CAGGUCUCCCGCUCCCCCUUUCAGAUCCUGGUCUCGCGCUCGCCGUGCUGAGAUUCUUAUUUGCUGUCUCCGAAUGCUUGCUUUCAGCCCCAAGGCUUCCCCGUUCUUAUCUGAUCCAGCCAAGAUGUCAACCAUUUCUUCCCCGUUCUUAUCUGAUCCAGCUAAGUAGAUGUCAACCUUUUCUUCCCUCCUUGCAUCAAGCUUGGUCAAUGUGCAUGAUCGUGUACAGCAUACUCGGCCCAUGCCGGCCCCGCAGUCAGCACAUACCACUUGUCUUGGACUUCUCCCGUGUCUUAUUAUUUUAUAUUCGCGCUAAUAGCGUCUACUUGAGAAAAGAUAAUCCUAAACCUAUUCAACCAAGACCAGCUAGUUGGCCCUAAUCCACGUGAUACGAUGAACAUUGAAGCGAAGACAAAUGCCAGCCCUGUGGCCGACUCCCAUCUCGAAGCAGUAGCCGUCCCCGCCGGUCCCGGUGAUGCCGAACUGGAGGCUCGUCUCAGGCGCCUCGAGCAGCUCAAGAACCAAUACGGGAGCACAUGGGAUGGCCCUGACGACCCCGAUGACCCGUACAACUGGGCCUCAUGGCGCAAAAUCACUAUUGGCAUUAUUUUCUCUUUUGGCCAACUCGUGACCCUCAUGACGGCAAGCAUGAUUUCUGCCGCCCUCGGCGAUAUCUCGGAUGAUUUGAGCAUCGACGCUGCCACAGCUCAGAUUGUCUUUGCUACGUACUUCCUCGGAUUAGCUUUCGGGCCCUUUGCCUCGGCUGCCUUUGCUGAGGUUUACGGGCGCAAGUGGGUCUGGGUGGCUGGCAAUAUCUGGUAUAUUCUUUGGAAUGGUAUCAGCCCAGUCGGCCACUCUAAGAAUUUGAUGAUCGUGGGUAGGCUGAUGACGGGCUUCGGGGCGAGCGCGGGAGUCACGCUUACUGGACCGAUCAUGGCGGAUAUGUAUGGAAAGAAAGACCGCGGAAAGGCGGUGGCUAUCGCCUCGCUACUCCCUUACCUCGGUCCUGCCCUGGGUCCAAUCGUGGGCGGCAUCGUCACGCAAUUGGUUGCUUGGGAAUGGAUCUUCUGGAUUAUGUGCGCUUUCAGCGGUCUCACCACUUUAAUUGGAGUGCUCUGUAUCCGCGAAUCGUAUACUCCGGUCCUCCUACUCCGCAAGGCGCGCAGCCACCGCGAGGCAGCUGGUCUGAAUGUCGAAGCUCCGUCCCUGAAAGCCUCGCUGAGCCACCUGGGCGUUAGCUUGUGGCGUCCAGUCCGCCUCCUUCUCCGGCGGCCGGUGGUGCAGAUCAUCGGUCUCAUCCUCGCCCUUGACUUUGCGAUAUAUACGCUUCUACUUGGUACCUUUGCGGAGCUAUACAUCACGGAAUACCACCAGUCACAGUCCAGCGCCUCGCUGCAUUACAUUGCCAUCGCCAUCGGCGCCACAUCAGCCGCGCAGGUUGGCGGUCGGCUGAUGGACUGGUCAUACCGCCGCAUAACAGCCCGUUACGGCGAUGGCAGCAGCACCGGCAAACCCGAGUUUCGCGUGCCAUACCUUGUGCCAGGCGUCAUCAUUACGCCUGUGGGACUUUUCCUCUACGGCUGGGCUGCACAAUAUACUGUAUCAUGGCCCGUUGUCGAUAUCGGGGCCGCCGUCUUCACCCUUGGUAGCUUUAUGGCAAGCCAAAUGCUGAGCGCAUAUCAGUUGGACGAGUUUGUGGAACAUGGUGCCUCUGCCAGCGCGGCGACGCGUGUCCUCUCCUAUUCACUUGGGUUUGCUUUCCCUAUCUUCGCACCUGAUCUAUAUCACCGCAUUGGAUAUGGGUGGGGAAACAGUAUGCUUGCCUUCCUGUGGGUUGUCUUUUGCUUCCCGCUGCCAGUAAUCUUCUGGCUAUGGGGGGAGAAAAUACGUGCAAUGGGAAGACAAAGCAAGGAGGGACAGGUCGACAGCGCUUAGGCUGCCAGGCACCAGGGCAGUGCUGGUAAGAAGGGGGAAAGCACUUAAUGUGGUUUCGCUUCUAUUCCGUACACGUCCGAGGACAUACGUGGCGCCUUCAUACGGUGGAAAGCACUUAAUGAUUGGUGGAAUUACCGGUCCACUCCCUUGAAAGGAGCUCUGUCAUAGGGUGUAUUUUCAGAUGCAUCAAGAAUUUUCCUCUUUCAUCCUGUUCUUUGUCUCAGUCUUGUCUGGUUUUGAUUUGUUUGGAACGUGUGAUUUGUGGUCGCAGAAAUUGAGGUUGGCCAUGCCUGGAAGAAGGGGGAAAUGCCUGCUUAAGCUCUGGUCCGUAGAGUCCAACAUCCAUGCUCUGUAUCGCUGAGCCUACAAAUGUGGCGUUUUACUCGAAUAGCCUGGUAAAUCAACGAUCUGGGUCUGAUCAAUUACACGA
Molecule: messenger RNA, 2365 nt
Organism: Diaporthe batatas
Lineage: Eukaryota; Fungi; Ascomycota; Sordariomycetes; Diaporthales; Diaporthaceae
Exons: 3
Coding region: 394-1935 (513 amino acids)
Biological process (GO): transmembrane transport
Cellular component (GO): membrane
Molecular function (GO): transmembrane transporter activity
Source: RefSeq, a predicted model, not a curated record